This is a messenger RNA of Cylicostephanus goldi, 630 nucleotides long. Lineage: Eukaryota; Metazoa; Nematoda; Chromadorea; Rhabditida; Strongylidae. The record is from the annotation of a GenBank genome assembly.
AUGGAAGCAAUGUCUCUUAAGUUCACCUCAGAGGAAAGAAGUCAACUUACUACAACUUUCUAUCAACAGUUUUACGAGCAGAUGUGCGACGAUAACGUCAUGACCAAUUCGAUAGAGCGCCUUCGAACGCUUGGCAACGGUAGAUUGGCCGAAAAAGUCGAUAGAUUGGAGGAAAUUGCUGGCGAUAUUAUGGACCCAGCCAAAAUCGACCGGUUAGCGGACGAUCUCGGAAUGCAGCGCGUUCUUUGUCAUGGUGAUUUGUGGACAGCGAAUGUGUUAUGGAAGAAAAAUGGUUAUAAAGAACUCAAACCAGCUGCCAUAAUAGACUUUCAGUGUGCACAUAUGGGUUGCCCGGCUAGUGACGCAGUAAUAAUGAUUCUCUCAUGCCUGAGCGGAAAAGAUAGGCGGAAGCACUGGAAGGAGCUGCUCAAGUAUCUCUGUGAUAAUGUGAAGAAAGAAGUAGGAAAUAUGGAAAUGCCCUAUACCCUGCAGCAGCUGGAAGAAGCCUACUCCCGGAGUUUGCCUUUUAUGGGACUGACAUUCGUGCCUUUCGCAGUGCCCGUUCUUGACAAGAUGUCUGAAGAUACUGAUACUGAGGAAAAGAGAGAAGUAAUGGAUGACAUUCGAUGA